Paramacrobiotus metropolitanus is the source of this 1503-nucleotide messenger RNA. Its product is annotated as atrial natriuretic peptide receptor 1-like. Bases 1 to 1503 code for a protein of 500 amino acids. Lineage: Eukaryota; Metazoa; Tardigrada; Eutardigrada; Parachela; Macrobiotidae. The transcript has 13 exons. The record is from RefSeq and is a predicted model, not a curated record.
AUGAACAGCUCUCAGGUGGCGGCUGGAAAUUCUUCGCUACCUUGCGCCGAUGUAUACGUUCAAGUUUACACUCUAACACUGUUGUACCCGACAAUGUUGGGAUCGUUGCCAUACUUGGGACCGGCAUUUGAUCUGUCGCUAGAGCGAAUCAAAACCGUGUAUCCUCAUCAUGGUCAUUUAAUUUGCUGUAAUCAUGCUUUUUUAGGUUGCGAGGAUGCUGUGCAAACACUUCCUAUUGUGACUGGACUUGACCUUCUUAUGAUAACCACUGUGGCGCCUAUUAUGCGCAAUAAAGCCAUUACUCCUACAUGGAUCAGCACCACCUCGAAUUCGUUUUCUACCAGUAUUCGUGUGUAUCAAAAUUUGUGCAGUAUGUUCAAAUGGCACACGCUGGGAUUUCUUCUGGACAAGAGCUACAAUACCGGCAUGGAUGUGUUUGGGUUUGCGCUGUUCAAAAUCUUUUCGAGUGACGGAUUUCAACCGUUUAUGGAAUCGUAUAAUUCGAAGGAAGGAGUCGAUCGUGUUGCGGUUCUUAAUCGGCUCAACGCCCAAUCAAGAAUUAUCUUGUUUUUUGGUGAAUCUGGGGAGUUCCGCAAGAUUUUGAAAACAGCAGCAGGUCUCAAUAUGACGAUGGGGGAGCAUGUUUACGUGAUAUCCACUCCUUUUAGACUGAGCACCGCACCAGGCUAUCUCUCCUGGGAUAAGGGUGAUAGUGAUGAUCCUAUUAUACGGCAGGCAUAUCGGUCCGUACUGAUUGUGGAGUCCGACCUGUCGAUUUACGGAAAUACCAGCACUUCGGACACCUUUUCAGAAGAAAUGAUAAGGCAUUCCCAUAGAGAUUACAAUCACACAUACCUGUCAUUUCAGCCAGUCAGCCCGCAUCCUGGUAGUACCUAUGCCUCUAUGAUGAUGGUUGCUCAGGUAUACCGUAUACUGGAAAAAUAUACUGCACUUAGGGUAUCGGAUAGUUCUGAGACAUGGGCAUCCGGGGCCAAACUGGCCAAGCGGCUAAUGAAUCGGACCUUUCACACGGAUGUUAGCGACCUCUACAUUGACUCAUCUGGGGAGCGAGUUCCGCGGAAAUGUGUGAAUCAGCUGUCGUGGAAUACGUCUGAGUUGCGCACGCUCUUCGUACAAGUUGUUCCAGAGCUCGAGCUGAGACCAACCGGCGAACCAAUAGAAUGGCUCGGUCCUUGGCCACCGCCCAAUGAACCACGCUGCGGAUAUCGCGGCGACAAGCCAAUUUGCCGUACAGGCACUCUGUCAGUGGAAACGAUUGCUGGAACAGUUGCGGCUAUUGUUGUUAUUUGUGUUGCAUCUUUGAUAAUCAUCUGGCGGACGAUGCGAACGCACGCUUUGAAUGAAUCACGAUGGAGGAUAACACCAGAACUUCUCAUACCGCGAACAUCGGAUAAAGAUGUACGUGGUCUCUUCGGAAAUGGUAUGGCUUACUCGCCUACGCAUUUUCAACGCACCGGCCUCGUCUCUGACUCCACUAUCUAA